Molecule: messenger RNA, 1767 nt
Organism: Trichogramma pretiosum
Lineage: Eukaryota; Metazoa; Arthropoda; Insecta; Hymenoptera; Trichogrammatidae
Product: ankyrin repeat domain-containing protein 27-like
Exons: 2
Coding region: 1-1767 (588 amino acids)
Molecular function (GO): protein binding
Source: RefSeq, a predicted model, not a curated record
AUGUCUCGUUCAGGCGAUGACCUCGUACAAGUGGAUCAUCCUAAGGAUUCCAGAAUCGACGAAACUGGACUGACUCAUUUUCACGUGGCCUGCAUGUCCGACCGCGAAGAAAUCGUGAAAAAAUUCUUAGAACUCGGCCAGGAUCCUGAUCUCCUUGUGCCGGAAACAGGUGACUCGCCGCUACACUUGGCUCUGAUGUACGGCCGCAAGACGAUCGCUGAGAUGCUGUUGAGAAAUGGCGCCAAUCCGACUUUGGCCAUUAGCAAACGACUGACUCCUGUGGACAUCGUUUGCCGAGGUAACAGCUUCGAUGCCGACUUGGUGAAGACGAUGUUCGAGCUCGCCUGCGAAAAGUAUCUAUCCGUUCCAACCGAUGAGUGGACUAAUAAAUCGAAGACUCUUUCUCAAAUCAUCGAGAAAUGUCACAACGACGUCUUGCCGGGGAUAAUUGCGGAAACGAUCGAAGAGCGAGUCGACCUUCGGUUUAACGAGCGGCUUCGAACCGAGCUAUUUCACAAGGCCGUGCUCUACGGCAAGGAAAAAGCGGCCGAACUGCUGCUGAGACGCGGCGUGAAUCCACAUUUGACCGACGCACGGGGAUCGACGGUUCUGCACGACGUCUGUCGAGCCCAGUACAGCCGAACAAGCGAGGAGAACUUCGUGAAGUUAUUCUUGGAGAUCUGCGACGACUCGGGGCGCGCGGUGGACAUCGAUGCUCGCGAUAAGCGCGGUAAUACGCCGCUGUACGUGGCGGCUCAGUACAGACGCGAUGACCUGGUCAAGCUGCUGCUGAGAGUCGGAGCCAAUCCAAAUUUAGCCAACGUGGAGGGACAGACUCCGUUGCACUUCAUUUGUGACAUGUUCCAGGAUCAUCUAUUGGUGGAUAUAAUCUUUGAGAUCGACGACGAGAAACAACGCAACAAAGUACAGAUCAACUCCCAGGACAAUGAGGGUAAUACGCCAUUGCUCUUAUCGCUUCGGUUAGGGAACAAGAGGGUAACCGAAGUACUGUUGGGACGAGGGGCCGAUCCGAAUAUUGCCAACGCGAUGGGAUCGACGGCUCUGCACUUGAUUUCCAAGGAUCACUGCUACGGACCUGGCGAAUUGGCGAAGCUAUUUUUCGAGAUCUGCGACGACAAUCGCGCCGAGAUGUCGCUCUUCGUCUUUCCCACCGAGAGUUAUUACGGCGCGAGGUCGUUCGACUGGAAAACUCGUUAUCCCUGCAGCGAUGAAAUGGAAAUGGCGUCCGGCGCUUUGCUCACGAUCGAAAUCCUCGAGAACGUAGGGUACCAGCUGAGCCGAGACGACGCGACGACGAUCAUGAAAUUUUUCGCCAAGCACGAAAUGUUCGAGAAGGUUGCUGUCGAUAUCGAGAAACCUUUGUACGACGAUGAAAAUUUAGCGGCGAGAGCCAAAACGAUAAUGGUAACUUCGUGUCUGUCGUUCGACGAUCUGAUCCAGUUGCGACCCGAAGAGGCGGAAAAACUGCUGACAUAUGUGGACUACUUCGAAUUGGCGCACUCGGAGAAAUUCUCACAUAGUCUGGCUAAACGUUAUAAUCGGGCUUUUCAUGCUCUCUGUGAGAAACUGUCGAAAGGAUUUUUCCGAAGCUGGACACUGGAUCCUUUCUGGGAGCUGAUACACCAACGGCUGCCACUCGAGUGCUGCGAACUCAUCCUUGCGAAGCUGAAUAACAAAGAUUUAUUCAAUAUUUGCUUGGCCACUAUUAUGUUAAGGCAUGACAAGGAAAGAGAAAAUAACUGUUAG